AUGUCGGAGGUACUCCAUCACAUCGUGCUCAAAUCGCGCGACAUCUCAUCCAAUGUGAUCAACGGUGACAACCCCGUCAAGUUUGACCCGUCAAACCCCAUCACGCUCUUCAUCGUCCAGCUCUUCAUCAUCAUCACCUUCACGCAAGGCCUUGGAUGGUGUUUCAAAUGGAUCCAGCAGCCUAAAGUCAUCGCCGAGGUCAUUGGAGGUAUCCUCCUGGGCCCCACGGCCUUUGGUCGCAUCCCAGGCUUCACGGAGAACAUCUUCCCGAAGCAGUCGGUCUCGUAUUUGAACCUGGUGUCGACGGUCGGUCUCGUGCUGUUCCUCUUCGUCGUUGGUCUCGAGGUCGACCCUGCCGUCAUGAAGCGCAACGGACGCAACUCGGCGCUGAUCUCUAUCGCUGGAAUGAUCAUCCCGUUCGGUCUGGGUGCCGCUGUUGCUGUGCCCAUCUAUCACAACUUCACGGAUCAGUCCAACGAAUUCGGUCACUUUGUCCUCUUCAUCUGUGUCUCGAUGUCCAUUACCGCUUUCCCGGUGCUUUGUCGUAUCCUGACGGCCACCAAGCUCCUCGACACCCAGGUUGGAGUCAUCGUCCUGGCUGCUGGCGUCGGCAACGAUGUCGUGGGCUGGGUUCUCCUCGCCCUGACCCUCGCGCUCACUACCGCCGGCAGCGGAGUGAACGCGGUCUACAUUCUCCUCUGUGCCGUCGGCUGGUCGAUCAUUCUGCUCUGGCCGAUUCGCAAGGCUUACUACUGGCUCGUCCGUCGCAGUGGCUCCCUGGAGAACGGCCCGACACCAAUGAUCAUGACUAUCACGCUUCUGAUCGUGUUCGCGUCGGCCUUCGUCACGAGCAUCAUCGGUGUGCACCCCAUCUUUGGUGGCUUCCUCGCUGGUCUCAUCAUCCCCCACGAGGGCGGUUUUGCGAUUGCCAUCACGGAGCGAAUUGAUGAUCUGGUCACCAUGCUCUUCCUUCCAAUCUACUUCGUGCUGUCCGGACUCAACACCAACCUGGCAGCCCUGGACACGGGCAAGAUUUGGGGCUACAUCAUCCUCCUCACUGUCAUCGGAUUCGUCGGCAAGUUCUUUGGCUGCGCUGGCGUCGCCAAGCUUUGCGGUUACACCUGGCGCGAAUCUGGAGCUAUUGGUAUGCUCAUGUCUUGUAAGGGUCUCGUCGAGCUGAUUGUGCUCAACGUUGGUCUGCAAGUGGGUAUCAUCAAUCAAGAGCUGUUCUCGAUGCUUGUCCUCGUUGCCGUCUUCCUGACGGUUAUCACGACCCCGGGCACUCUCGCCAUCUAUCCCAAGCGCUACCAUGAGAGGUUGAGCGCGAAACCGAAGAACAAUGCUCAAGGAGGCCCGAAUGGCGACCGGGCCAGGAAUCAGGCCUCUCGGAACGCCUUCCUUCGCUCGUCUGGAGGUGCGGCGGGCGGUCGCGAAUACACUUCGCGCCUUCUCGUCGUCCUUCAACGCAUUGAGCACCUCGCGGCGACCAUGUUCAUCACGCAGAUGCUUGAACCUGUCACCAACACCAUGAACCCUGGUGUUACCGCCAAGAUCGCGGCUCCUCCUGCCAAGUCUGAAAGCCAGGAGAGUGACAUCACCGAGGGUAAGGGACAGCUGUCGCGAACCAACUCGAACGGCGACGCGAGCCUCCCGCCCCCGCCGCCCAUGGCUGUUGCCGACGCCCGCGAAGCUGUUCACAUCGACGCUCUCAAGCUCAUUGAGCUCACCGGUCGUACGUUCUCCGUCAUGCAGUCCGCCGAGAAGGAUCAACUUCUGCUUUCCGACGACGCCCUGCAGCUUUUCCGUCAAUUCGGUCGCCUCCGCGGAAUUGACGUUGAGCCCCAUAUCUCCGUCAUUGGCCAGGAGGGAUACUCGAACGCCGUCGCCGAUUACACCGAGGAGCUUGGCUCCGAGCUCGUUAUCAUUCCCUGGACAGUGCCCAAUGUCAGCAACAACGCGCUGGUAAACACGGCUGCCGAUGGAGCAUCGAUCGCUUCGCCUUCCUCCGCCGCACCUCCGACUCCCUUUGACGGCAUCUUCGCUGCUGACGGUUCCCCGAUGUACACGCAUUUCAUCCGCAAUGUGUUCACCAGGUGUCACGCCGAUGUCGCCGUCUUCAUCGACCGUGGCUUCGGUGGUGUGGCCGCCACCUUCACUCCCGGGUUUGGACAGCACAUCUUCUUCCCCUUCUUCGGUGGCCCCGACGACCGUCUCGCUCUUCGCCUCGUCAUCCAGUUCUGCCACCACGCCAAUGUCACUGCCACCAUCGUCAGGGUUCAUCACGGUGACCUGGACGAGUCUGACGCAGAGACUGUGGACAUGAAGGACAAGAAUAUCUCGGAGGAGGUCAAGGCUCACCAGGCUGCGCUCCUGAGCAACCAGCUGACUGUCGGCGGAGCAAAGCUCGACGAGCAGAGCCGCACCGUUUCGGGCACGGCCGACAACAUUGCGUGGGAGUACUACACCACUACGGACGGAGCUAUCGCCGACGACGCCCUCCCUCGUAUCAACUUCGUCGAGCGCUCGUCUUCGCACCCUCUGAGGGAGGCGGUUCGUACGGCCGAGACCGACCUGGCCAUGUCGAAGGACCAGCCCAUGUGGCGACCUCUGCUUGUCGUUGUGGGUCGUGGUCGUCGUCGCGCCAUGCUGAGCCACGAACGUGAGCUGUCGGAGAUUCUUGCCGAACGUGGACAGAACCCCACUGUCGGAGCCGAGCUUCGCAAGACUGUGGGUGACCCCGCCACCGCUCUCAUCUUGGCCAGCGGCAAGACCCAUCAGGCAUCGUACCUCGUCUGUGAGGCUGGUCAGUGA
Molecule: messenger RNA, 2811 nt
Organism: Trichosporon asahii var. asahii CBS 2479
Lineage: Eukaryota; Fungi; Basidiomycota; Tremellomycetes; Trichosporonales; Trichosporonaceae
Product: potassium:hydrogen antiporter
Exons: 3
Coding region: 1-2811 (936 amino acids)
Biological process (GO): proton transmembrane transport
Cellular component (GO): membrane
Molecular function (GO): antiporter activity
Source: RefSeq, a predicted model, not a curated record